This is a messenger RNA of Lethenteron reissneri (Far Eastern brook lamprey), 1114 nucleotides long. Its product is annotated as cytochrome c oxidase assembly protein COX19. Gene Ontology annotation, biological process: mitochondrial respiratory chain complex IV assembly. The record is from RefSeq and is a predicted model, not a curated record. Gene Ontology annotation, cellular component: mitochondrial intermembrane space. Lineage: Eukaryota; Metazoa; Chordata; Hyperoartia; Petromyzontiformes; Petromyzontidae.
ACGUGGUGGUGGUGGUGGUGACGACACCGCCCCCUACUGGCGAGGGCCCGCGCAGGCUCUCGACUCGCCGCCACUCGCAGGCCGAAGGCGUCGCCGCCGCCGCCGUCAUGUCGGCGAUGAAUUUUGGCACCAAAAGCUUCAAGCCGCGACCGCCAGAGAAAGGCUCCUUCCCACUCGACCACCUCGGGGAGUGCAAGGAGUUCAAGGAGGCCUUCAUGAAGUGCCUCAGUGAAUGUAACUAUGAAAAUGUGCAGUGCCGGUUGCAAGCCAAAGAAUACUUGGAGUGCAGAAUGGAGAGGCAGCUGAUGUCGCAGGAGCCACUAGAGAAGUUGGGAUUUAAGGAUCUUAUGGGCGAGGAUGGAAAGAAACCUGAAGAGACAUCCUCCUGCCAUCCCCGAUAACAACACAAGCGUAAUGGCAAGGUGUAAAUAACUUUCUGCUCAAACGAGAGAUGCUGGGGUGAUAUUGGAUCGUGUGAGAUAGUUUUGUUUUUAAAGAGAAAAUGUAAAAAAAUUAACCCGUAAAAACAACAUUUUUCACUAUAAAUCCUUUAUAUGCGUGGCAUCGGUUUUAUUUUAUUAUUCAUUUCUGUUUUUCUUGAGUAAGAGUUUCAUUUUUAUCACAUUGGUAUUUUAAAUUAAAUAUGAAUUUUUUUUUUCCCUAUAAAGUGGAAAAUUUUGGAAAAAAAUUUUCACGAAAAUAAAUUGGCACGCACAACGAGUCUGUGUGCUCGAUUGGAUCACGGGAAGUGGGUUAAAAAACGACCGGAAGAUUUGCACGGUCGUAAGCGCGCAAGCAAGCAAGCAAGUGAACUUAAUAUAAAGGAUUUAAAAACGACCGAAAGAUUUGCACGGUCUUGCAGGAAAAUUUGCAUUUUGUAACAAAAUUCCAUGAAGUGUACUGGCAUUUACAUUGUAAUCUGCUUAAAUAUAUGUGCAGCUUGCUGGACAUCAUUUUCCUAAUUUAACUACAAGCAAUAGUAUGAUGCAUUUUGUAAAUGUCUUUUGACAAGGUUUAAACAUAUAGUUGUACUUGUAUCAUUUAACAUGUGUAUAUCUACGUUCAAUAAAGUGUUGGGGUUUUUGUUUCACCGCCAUUAAAGAGAGUGCCCUUG